AUGCCACAAGAAGCCUCAUUUCCCUUUGGUGCCUUCUCUUCUCCACAGAACUCUUAUGAAUGGAAGAAAGCUCUCGUGGAUGUGAAAUGGCUAUGUUUUAAUCAACAACACAAGCAAUGUGCCUUGCAAUGCAAUCAGCUCAUAGACACCGCGUCCAGUCCGCUUCAUCCGAUCUGUGCGACCUACCUCCACUAUUAUGCGGCCACCUCAUAUGAGUAUAUGGGACGAGCACCUCAUAUCUUUUCGGCUGUCAAAGUCCCGCUUCUGACUUCUGCUAUGGAACGGUUCCAGACUUGCUAUGAGUCUUUGCCAGCUACAAUCCCCAUGCCGGUUCUGAAUCCCAACCAGACCUACUCGCCAGUUACUUUUCUUCAUUCGCCCGACUCGACUCCUCGGUCUUCGUUGAGUACUGUCGUCUGGAGCCCUGCAUUUUCCCCGGCGCAUGGUGUUCUUCCUGGCCCUGAUCCAAAUGCUCAAGCUCUGUCAGUUCAGAAUCUGUCGGCUCAUAAUGCUAGGCUAGCUCACGCUCCUCCUUCGCCUUUCCAGUCUCCUCCCUCUUCCUCUUCAAACCCUUCUGUUACCACUGCCUUUUGUCUCACGCCACCUCCUACUGUUCGAGAAGUCUCACGUCUUGACUAUGACCCUCCUCCUCCAGCCUUUCAUAUCCCGCCUCCGAACCGUGCGCCUCUGCCUCCACCACGCGCCGUUCCUGUUCGUCCGGCUACUAGGGACCAAUUGCUCUCUUUUAAUAGUGCCCGAGAUAGACUUCCCAAUGGGGGAUCUAUCGUCCGAAACAUUGCCCGCAUGAUUGAUAACUCCAUUAUCGCGGGAACCGACGACCCUUUUGUUGCCCGCGCACCGCCAAAACAUCUCAAGCGGCCACCAGUGCGUCUAUCUCCAAUCAAGUUCCCAGCUGAACUCGAGGACCCGGUAAAGCGCAGCGAGCUCAUUCCAUCCCCACUUGCCAUCCGGAAGAGCUCCGGCGAGGUACUCAUGUGCAGCAGUUCUGCAAUGAUAAUCUGCGGAGAUUCGGAGCAAGAAACUUCUAGGAAUGAGGUGAAUCGACCGAUCCGAGCUCGCCCUCCCCGGCUACCCUUGAAGAUAAUCCCAUCCGGACGUCUGAAUGCUAACACAGAGGAGGCGAGUCCUUCAACCCUAGCACCGCGGCCGAAGCGUCUGAGUCCCGUCCUCUCUUCGCCCACGACCAUGGCUCCAUCGACACCCACCCCCGUUAUAAGAAAGAAGAUCCCCACCCUCAGCUCGCCGUUCACCAGCCGCGCAGGCCCGCCAGAGCAGAAAAGCAUCAAGUCGCCCUCUUUGCGGUCUAGAAAGUCAUCCCCCUUCCCCGCGCCUGUCAGCGCCGAGCGCGCCGCCCAGAUUAAUGAGUUCAACAACGGCAUCAAGUGGCUCCGUGAGCAUAUUCCCGCCGACGUGACCGGACUCCGUAAGCAGAUUAAACAUUUUUCGGACCUGCAGCAGGCCCGUCGCUCUCGCAGCACGACUAUGGCCCGCUCUGCCUCCUUCUGGACUUUUUCACCCGUUAAGCUUAACCCCGAUUCCAGUGAACCACAGGAAUCUCCUGUGAUUGAGGGGCCUAAUAUUGAUGAGUAUGGAAACGUUAUUCGGGUUGAGACUAAGGCGCAACGCAUUAAGCGGCUCAGGGAAGAGGAUUGGAGGAUUGGUAUUCGGUCGAAGCAUAGUCUCUGGAAGGGGACUGAGUACUAUGAUAAGUUUUGCGAAACUGCUUUGGCGGAGCUAGGUCCGACGGGUUAUGGAUCUCGCGAAUGGCUGCAGCGGUGA
This is a messenger RNA of Penicillium hordei, 1800 nucleotides long. RefSeq lists its product as uncharacterized. The transcript has 2 exons. NCBI's taxonomy places the organism in Eukaryota, Fungi, Ascomycota, Eurotiomycetes, Eurotiales, Aspergillaceae. The coding region runs from base 1 to 1800 and encodes 599 amino acids. The record is from RefSeq and is a predicted model, not a curated record.